AUGUCACAAUCCGUCAGUCCUCGCGGAAAAGAUCCAAAAACAGCAAACAUCCAAUACGCAACCCAUCUCCCCCACCAAAUCCCCUACUCGGCACACUACGAAGACUCCCUCUACCACAUCCUCGAAUACCCACCGCGCUCUCGUGACGGCAUCUUUAUCAUCCCCAACGACUCCUCCGAGCAACCGAAACAAGGCAUCUCCGUGCGCGCAAGAGAUAUAGAUCCAAAGUCUCUUCCACAGGUCACGUUGCAGCAAUUACCGCUUUCUGUCCACGAUCCCCGCCGCAUCUUUGCGAGUCCCGUGCCGGGCAUACGAUUGACCCAUCCCGGUGGUUAUCUAGAAGGUGGACCUGGCCCUUCGCCUGAAGAGCAGAGGAACUGGGCUAGAGAGUUUGUCGAGAGGGAGGGCGCGGUGGACGAAAAGGCUUUGGGGUUGGCUGUGCAACAUCAUAUGCAGCAGAAUAUGGCAUUGGCCAAGGAUCGCAUGCGCGUACGCAACGAUGCUUUACAGCAGAAUGCGAGGAUCGAGAGGGAGAUCAAGACUUUGAUGGAUCAGAGGGAGAUGGAAGUCAAGAUCGAGACUCGCAUGAAGGAGGACGCGACAAGAAGGAGGGAAACCCGCGAACACAAGAGGAAGAUGCCUGCUGUGUGA
Molecule: messenger RNA, 651 nt
Organism: Aureobasidium uvarum
Lineage: Eukaryota; Fungi; Ascomycota; Dothideomycetes; Dothideales; Saccotheciaceae
Source: the annotation of a GenBank genome assembly